Molecule: messenger RNA, 1797 nt
Organism: Acanthisitta chloris (rifleman)
Lineage: Eukaryota; Metazoa; Chordata; Aves; Passeriformes; Acanthisittidae
Gene: BNC2
Product: basonuclin 2
Exons: 3
Coding region: 1-1797 (598 amino acids)
Biological process (GO): regulation of DNA-templated transcription
Cellular component (GO): nucleus
Source: RefSeq, a predicted model, not a curated record
AUGGUGAGCAAGUAUGCACACCUUUUCUUCAUGUUUACAGGAGCAAAGGAUGCUGCAGGCAAAGUGCUGGACCGCUGGGCCAUCAUGUCCAGGGAAGAAGAGAUCAUUACCCUUCAGCAAUUCCUGAGAUUUGGAGAAACGAAAUCCAUCGUGGAGCUGAUGGCAAUUCAAGAAAAAGAAGGGCAGGCUGUGGCUGUGCCAUCUUCAAAGACAGAUUCAGAUAUAAGGACUUUUAUUGAAAGCAAUAAUCGCACCAGGAGCCCAAGUCUCCUUGCUCACCUGGAGAACAGCAACCCUUCCAUGACCAGCAUCACAAAUGUUGAGCCCAAAACUGAGCCAGCCUGUGUCUCUCCUGUUCAGACACCCACGCCAGUCAAUGAUUUAUCAAAACCAGAACACACUAAAAGCUCAUUCCGAAUUCACAGAAUGAGAAGAAUGGGGUCAGCCUCCAGGAAAGGAAGAGUGUUUUGCAAUGCAUGUGGCAAAACUUUCUAUGACAAAGGUACGCUUAAAAUCCACUACAAUGCUGUACACCUGAAAAUCAAGCACCGGUGCACUAUUGAAGGCUGCAACAUGGUCUUCAGCUCUCUCAGAAGCCGCAAUCGUCAUAGUGCUAACCCAAAUCCCCGCCUGCACAUGCCUAUGCUGAGGAAUAACCGUGACAAAGAUCUAAUUCGUGCUACAUCAGGUGCCGCCACUCCCGUCAUAGCAAGUACAAAAUCCAACCUAACUCUAACAAGCCCUGGGCGUCCACCAAUGGGGUUUACCACUCCCCCUCUAGACCCUGUACUACAGAACCCUCUUCCCAGUCAGCUGGUGUUUCCAGCUUUAAAGACUGUCCAGCCUGUUCCUCCUUUUUACAGAAAUUUACUUACCCCUGGAGAGAUGGUGAGUCCUCCAACCUCACUUCCUACCAGCCCAAUAAUACCAGCAGUGAGUGGCAUGGAGCAGCAUCCCCCUCCUCCUUCAGAAUCAUCAGUACCUUCAGUGUUGAUGCCCACCCCAGAGCCCAAUGCUGACCUUGCCCCCAAAAAGAAGCCGAGGAAGUCAAGCAUGCCAGUUAAAAUUGAAAAGGAAGUUAUCGAUACUGCUGAUGAGUUUGAUGAUGAAGACGAAGAGGUGAAUGACAGCAACACAAUGGUGAAUGACAUUGGUCAUGACAAUCACUGCCAUUCUCAGGAGGAAAUGAGCCCAGGCCUGUCUGUGAAAGAUUUUUCGAAAAGUGACAGAAGCAGAUGCAUUUCCAGACCAGACAUAAGAAGGGCAGACAGCAUGACAUCGGAAGACCAGGAGCAUGAGAGAGACUAUGAAAAUGAGUCAGAGUCGUCAGAGCCCAAAUUGUGUGAGGAAUCCAUGGAAGGCGAUGACCGUCUCCACGAACCUGGUGAAAAAUCUAUGAUGCACAGUGACAGACCAGAUGAAAACCACAAUGACUCUUCCAACCAGGAUGUCAUUAAGGUGAAGGAAGAGUAUACAGACCCUACAUAUGAUAUGUUCUAUAUGAGCCAAUAUGGACUGUACAAUGGAGGCAGUGCCAGUAUGACUGCCCUUCAUGAAAGUUUCGCUUCUACAUUCAACUACAGCAGCCCUCAGAAGUUCUCCCCAGAAGGUGAAAUGUGCUCCAGCCCAGACCCCAAGAUCUGCUAUGUUUGCAAGAAAAGUUUCAAGAGUUCCUACAGUGUGAAGCUUCACUACCGAAAUGUUCAUUUAAAAGAGAUGCAUGUCUGCACAGUGGCUGGCUGUAACGCUGCGUUCCCAUCACGGAGAAGCAGAGACAGGUCAGUAAAUAUUAAUUGA